CUCAUUCUUACACAGUUCACUAAAAUUUUAGACACUGCUUUUGAAAAUGGACGACCAGUCUGAAAAUUCUGGCCGUGAAAAUGUGGAAAAUUCUGACAAUGAAAACGAUGAGAAUCUGGUGACAGAAGACAUUCCUGAGGAGGUUCCAGCCGAAAUUACAGCCGAUGCAGUUGAGCAAGAAGUGGUUCCAGACCCAGACGAUGAGGCCAGUGCUGAUUGUGAGGUGGAGGAAAAUGCAUUGUUUGAGAGUGCAAAGGACGAAGCGUCUAUUUCGGAGCCAGGAGCCAGCGAGGAUUUGGAUCUAGAACAAUUGCUUUUGGACGCUGAGACCACGAUUGGAGAUGAAUUGUUCGAGGAAGACGAAAAUGCUGAAGUUGGGAUCACAGAGGAAUCAAAGGACCCGAAAAUCGAGCUUCGUAGUCUUGAAAAACGAUUUUCCGAACUUGAAGUGGACGGUGACCAUGCGAAGGGCUCUGUUUCAAAGCCAAAGUACCAAAUCAAGGAGUUCCUCGAGUCGGCCUCCAAUUUAAAAUUUGAGGUGGUCAAUACAAACACCACCUUUAAACUCUUCCUGCCAACCCUGAAGAAAGUAGUGGAAAUACCAGAAUGGGAAAAGGCGGUUUUGAAACGUGAACAACCGCUCAUUCGUCAAGCCAUGCAGCGGGCCCGCAUGCGAUCCCGCGAGUACCUGUGCGAGAUGACCAGGCGGGACAACAGGAUGAUCGUGUCCGAGGCCAGGCACAUCAUCAACUACGAAAGGGCCCAGCGGAUGAAGGCCCAAGUGCUGCAGCGGCGCCGGGGCUGCGUCAAGGACCUGACCGAGCCUCCGCAGCGCUGCGACCCGAGACAGAGCUUCGGAAUUAAGAAGAGACCCACCGAGCAUCCGCCCAUGCCUGCCUUGUACGUCAGCACUAGGUCCAAAGACAACAAAUUCGGCGCCCGUUUGCGGUGUGCCCGCGAACGCUACAACAAGCGCUCCGACGACACUUGGCUCCACUCGGAGCAACUCAAGCUGAUUAGGGCCGCCGAGCGGCUGGAGCGGUGCAAUAUGUUCAAUGAGAAGUUCGCCACGCCUCCGCAGGAACACAAUCCGUGGGUCCUCUCGCCGAAAUCGCGCAAAAAGAGACCCAGCAUCCCGAUGCCAUUGCACCGAUAUUAAAAUUCUGAAGCUUGUUUAA
Cloeon dipterum is the source of this 1178-nucleotide messenger RNA. RefSeq lists its product as uncharacterized. The coding region runs from base 47 to 1159 and encodes 370 amino acids. The transcript has 4 exons. The record is from RefSeq and is a predicted model, not a curated record. NCBI's taxonomy places the organism in Eukaryota, Metazoa, Arthropoda, Insecta, Ephemeroptera, Baetidae.